Messenger RNA from Sceloporus undulatus (fence lizard), 4173 nucleotides. RefSeq names its product phosphopantothenoylcysteine synthetase (gene PPCS). The transcript has 24 exons. The coding region runs from base 66 to 3941 and encodes 1291 amino acids. Lineage: Eukaryota; Metazoa; Chordata; Lepidosauria; Squamata; Phrynosomatidae. The record is from RefSeq and is a predicted model, not a curated record.
CCCUCCCACCCCGGAAGCGGAAGUGCCUCGUGCGCGUGGAGGCGGCGGCGAAGGACCAGGAGGCCAUGGCCGAAGAAGCAUCGUCCUCGGAGCCGCCUUCUCCCUCUUCCCUGGAGGCGGAGCGGGUGGUGUCUUCGUGGGCCCGGGCGCAGCGUUCCCGGGGCCGCCUCCGCGUGGCGCUGGUGACCUCCGGCGGGACGCAGGUGCCUCUGGAGGCGCGUCCGGUCCGCUUCCUGGAGAACUUCAGCAGCGGGCGCCGCGGGGCGGCUUCGGCCGAGCGGCUGGUGGCCUCGGGUUACGCCGUCUGCUUCCUGCACCGCGCCCGCUCCGCCUUCCCCUGGGCCAGGAGGGCCCUGCCCAGUUCCCCCGCCGCCCUCCUCGAGCUCCUCCGCGAAGAAGAAGGAGAAGGAGGGGAGCCGGCGGUGCGCGUGGCCCCGGGCGCGCUCCCGGGGCUAGUGCCCGCCUUGCGCGCCUACCGCCGGGCCAAGGAAGAGGGCGCCCUCCUGGCUCUCGAGUUCACCGGCCUCCAGGAGUACCUUCAGCUCCUCCGCGCCGCCGCCAGGGCCCUCGCCCCCCUCGGUUCCAGUGCCAUGUUCUACUUGGCAGCCGCUGUGUCCGAUUUCUACAUCCCUCCUUCCGAGUUGCCUGAACACAAGAUCCAGUCGAGCGACGGACCCCUCCAGAUCACGAUGAAGAUGGUACCAAAGAUGCUCUCUCCUCUGGUGAAGGAGUGGGCUCCGGAGGCGUUUGUGGUCUCCUUCAAACUGGAAACGGACCCUUCCAUCUUGCUCCAGAAAGCCCGGCAGGCCUUGGAGAAAUACCGGCACCAGGUGGUGGUUGCCAACAUGCUCGACACACGUAGGACCUUGGUGAUCGUGGUCACUAGGGAGACGGAGACCCGGUUGGCCCUCUCCGAGGAUGAAAUUGCUCAGGGCAUGGAGAUUGAGGAAAAGAUCAUCAGCCACCUGGAGUCGCAGCACACGGCUUUCAUGGAGAAGGAGCGAUCUCACAUAGAAGACAUCAGGCAGCAGCUCAAGGAAGAAGGGGUCGAUCCCACAGCUCCCGUCGAUGAUCAGCUUUGCUACGUCUGGAACUUGUUCCUGCGUGGUCAAGAGGAACUGCGUUCUGCAGCCGGCGAGUUGGAGAAGCUGCGACAACAGCAAGCGGAAGAGAUGAGAGAGGUAGAAAACUACGUGGGCCACGUCCGUACCCUGACAGAAGCACGGGAUGCUCUGGUGACCAAAUAUGAAAGGGAGAAUGAGCAGCUCAGGAUAGAAGUCACACAACUGCAGCUGGAGCAUGAAUCCCAGCAGCAAGAAGUGCAAGACAUGCUGGAGCAAGAAGGCCUGCUAGAUAUCACCCAUAGUAGCCCCAGUGAACAGGUGGCUUACUUACUAGUAGAAAGAAGCACCCUUCUGGAGAAAAUUGAGGCCCUGGAGCAAAAUCUGGGAUUCCCCAACUCUUUGGAAAGCCUCUGUGCUGCUCAGCCUCAGUCUCACACUGAAGCCUUGGCGAAAGAAGCUGAGCAAGACCUGGAUGAAGCUGCACAGAGGCUGCAAGGGGCUCAUGGCGAGAUCCAGAGAGUGACGGAGGAACUAGAUGCACAGAAGGAGGAGGAGAGUCAACUGGAAAUUCCUGCCCACAGUCUCCAGCUAGACCAAGACAUCUCUGCAAUACGCAACAGAAUCCAAUUGCUCAACAUGUCUUUCUUACCUGGCUACCUGGACCGGGCUGAAAAGCUUGACAAUGAGAUUCCUGAGGUGACUGAGGAGGGGCCAAGAUGCUUACUUGCUGAAACGGUUGAAGCUGAAGAGGGCGAAAAAGGAAUGUUGGAGGCCAGAGAGGUUUUGGACGAAGCUGUCUCAAAUCUUGAAAAUACCCAGACCCUUCAUAAAAGAUGCCGACAAGUGAUUGAAGGCAUUGAAUGUCAAAACUCACAGCUCUUGCACAAGCUGCAGAAGCUGGAGAGGGAACACGAAGACCUAGUAGAGCGGAACGAAGAGCUGGAGUCGCUCCUGGGAGAGACGCAGAACCAAACCAGAGAUGAGCGGGAGCUCUUUGAGUGCGAGGUGGAUGGGCUGCAGAGGAAGAUCUCACAUUUAGAGGCAGAGUUAUGUCAAGCACAGAAGGUUAAAUCAGACGGAGCUAUUCAAGACACAACAAAAGAAGUGGCCAGUUGCCAAGAGAUGCCGAAAACUCACCAGGAGAAAGUUGAAGUGCUAGAAAGUAAACUUUUGGAGGAGAGGGAAUGGAGGAAGCAGCUGGCGUGUGACCUCGAAGUGACACAGAAAGCUCUGAAAGAUGAGCAGAAGGAGCUGCACAAUUCUAAAUCAGAACUUCUGCAGCUUUACAGUGAGAUCCAGGUGCUCCGUGGAGCUGCAGAGGAGAGGGAUUUUCUGCACAUGACCCAUGAGAAGCUGCAGCAAGAGAACUCACUGCUUCAAACAAAGGGUGCACCAGAAGAGAAACUCCUUCACCAGCAAGAGGAGCUCCACCAGCUCCGGCACGACCUCCGGCGCGUCCAGAAUUUGUGCAGCUCUGCUGAGAAGGAACUACGCUACGAAAGGGACAAGAACCUGGAGCUGCAGAAGCACAACAUUUUACUCCAGCAGGAAAACAUCAAGACCAAAGCUGAGCUCAAGCAGGUGCAGCAGAAGCUUUCCGAUUCCUCCAAGGCCUGUUCGUCUCUCACCUCACAGUGGGAGGUCAGUCAUCAGAAGGUCAAAGAGCUGGAGCUGGAGCUGUUGAGGCAGUCCCAAGCAGCAAAGCAGCAGACUGGCCUGCAAGAGAAGCUUGCCCAGGAGAAAGCCCGGGUGGCUAAAGCUGAGAAGAAGAUUGUGGAGCUGCAGCAGAAGCUGAAGGAAUCUCACCAUCAGCUGCGACUCUGUGAGACCCACAUCUUGGGGAGGAAACGAUUGGAAGAGGAGGUGAAGGAGUUCCGGGAAAAGGAAACGAAUGCUCAGCGGCAGCUUCAAGAGGAGCAACGGAAAAGGAAGCUCCUGGAUCAGCGGACAGAGGAGCUCCAGCAGCAGCUAAGACUCCAACGGGAGAAAGAGGCGCAGCUGGUGAGGACGUGUGCGGAGCUGCAAGUUCAAGGGCAGCAGCAGGAAGCCCGGUUGCGGGUCUUGGAAGAAGAAAAGAAAACUCUCUCGAAUGAGCAUCUUCGUUGCCAAAAAUACAGCCAGAAACUUUCGGAGCAGCUUUUAACGCUGCAACAGGAGAAAGAAACCCUCCAUGAAGAGUAUGGGCACAUCCUGAAACAAGUGGACAUCUCUAUCAGGAAACACAAUGAGCGGCAGCUGCGGCACAAAGCAAAGCUCCGGCGGGCCAAAGAAACGUUCAUCUGCGAAGUGAAACAGCGCAACCUUCGAAUCAGGCAUCUUGAAGAUGAACUCAAGCUAUCAAAGAGCCACACAGAAAAGGAUCAUGCGCUGAUCCAACAGAUGUCUUCUGAGAACGAAAGGCUGUUGCAAGAGAAAAGGAAGCUCUUGCAACAGGCCCAUGACCUCCAGGAAGCAGAGCGGAGCAGCAAACAGGUCCUCUGCACAAUCCAGAACAGAGUGCAGUUUUUGGAUGACGAAAACAAGCAGCUUCAGGAACAGAUCUCCCAGCUGACUGCUCAGGUUGGAAUCCUGGAACGGACCCUGAGGAAUAUCCACAACCACAGCUUGGAAGAGCUGAAAAGCAUUGGCUUCUCUGAGUGCCACCUGCAAAGCAAGAUUCUACCCCUUCCUAACAUCAGAUUUUCAGUGACAGACCUUUUGGAGUCUAGUGGCCCCCUGAAAGCCAUCCAGGCUGGCAAAGCUGAGGACCCCACGGAAAGGACCCCGAUGCCUUUCCAGUCUUCAGAAAUUGGCUACUUGAACGUGGCCUCCCCAGGGGAGCCGGCAGACUUUCACAAGGGGCAGCCGAGCGAACCCUUCUCCUGCGACGAUGUGUAAGAGGACGGACCUGAAGAGGCUUGCAGGACAAACAUGGCACAACUGCCCUCCGUGGGGGCAUCCCAUUGCUCCCAGUUCAUGUCAGUAUUAUUUCUCAGACUCUGUGAUGAAGAAGAAACAUCAACAUCUUUCAAGUACCUAACUCAAAAAAUACUGUUUCUGGACACGUAUAGGUGUAGUCGUUAGUCUUUAUCUUGUACUGGAUGUAAUAAACGUAUAUAUUUUUGAAAUA